This is a messenger RNA of Sus scrofa (pig), 735 nucleotides long. It is a transcript of the gene SUMO2, whose product is annotated as small ubiquitin like modifier 2. NCBI's taxonomy places the organism in Eukaryota, Metazoa, Chordata, Mammalia, Artiodactyla, Suidae. The record is from RefSeq and is marked validated. Gene Ontology annotation, molecular function: protein binding.
GCUCCUGGUGCUGCUUGUGUGCUCGUUCGGUGCGGACCUGGUACCUCUUUUGUGAAGCGGCAGCUGAGGAGACUCCGGCGCUCGCCAUGGCCGACGAAAAGCCCAAGGAAGGAGUCAAGACUGAGAACAACGAUCAUAUUAAUUUGAAGGUGGCGGGGCAGGAUGGUUCUGUGGUGCAGUUUAAGAUUAAGAGGCAUACACCACUUAGUAAACUAAUGAAAGCCUAUUGUGAACGACAGGGUUUGUCAAUGAGGCAGAUCAGAUUCCGAUUUGACGGGCAGCCAAUCAAUGAAACAGACACACCUGCACAGUUGGAAAUGGAGGAUGAAGAUACAAUUGAUGUGUUCCAGCAGCAGACAGGAGGUGUCUACUAAAAAGGGAACCUGCUACUUUACUCCAGAAUUCUGUUCCUCCAGACCAAGAAGACAUUCUCAAUUAGAAAAACACAAUUUGGUUCUACCACAUCCUGACUACUACAGUAUAGUUUUCUCUAUUCUUUCAUUUUCCCCUUCCCCAUUCCUUUAUUGUACAUAAAGUAACUGGUGUAUGUGCACAAGCAUAUUGCAUUUUUUUUUUAAACUAAAUGGCCAAUGGUAUGUUUUGAUUGACAUCAAAUGGAGAUGGGAUGGGGAAAAAUACUGGUUCUGUGAAAAUACCCCCUUUCUCCAUUAGUGGCAUGCUCAUUCAUUUCUUAUCUUUAUAUUCCAGUAAGUUAUUUUGCUCUCACUGUUUAAC